CAGCGUGACCUGAGUCAUGGCGGGAACAGACAACACGAUUGACAUCCCGGCCCUGGGCCGCCCGUUCCAGCUGGGAAUGCUGUACGACUGCCGCAAAGACUCCCUGAUCCCAGGAAUCACCCUUUGGGACCAAGACUCCCUUCAGAAGGACCUGGAUAUCAAACCCCAGCCCAAGACGGAAUCAGAGAUCAUUGCUUCCGACUCCAUUGAUGAUAAGGCCUCUGCCCUCAAUGUCUCAGCAUCGCUCAAGGCCAGCUUUUUGGGUGGAAUGGUUAAAGUGGAAGGGUCAGCCAAGUACCUUCAAGACACCAAGCAGUCCAAGCAACAGGCCAGAGUCACUCUGCAGUACAAAGCUACCACCAAGUAUUCACAGCUGACCAUGAGCCAUUUGGGAAUCCAAAAUGUCUCUUAUCCAGCAGUUUUCGACCAUGGCACAGCCACCCACGUUGUCACUGCCAUCUUGUAUGGAGCCCAGGCUUUCUUUGUGUUUGACCGAAAUGUCUCUUCUUCCGAGUCCGUGCAAGACAUACAAGGAAGCCUCAAAGUUAUGAUACAGAAGAUGGUCACUAUUGAAGGCGAGGCAGCCCUCCACAUGAACGACCAGGAAAGAAACCAUGCAAGUCAGUUCAACUGCAAGUUCUAUGGAGAUUUUUCUCUGGAGAGCAAUCCAGUGACUUUUCAAGAUGCCAUGAAAGUCUACACUGCUCUGCCCAAAAUGCUGGGUACCAAUGGGGACAAGGCUGUGCCUGUCAGAGUUUGGCUGUACCCACUGACCAAGCUGGAUUCCAAAGCAGCUAAGAUGGUGCGUGAGAUCAGCUUAGCACUCAUCUAUGAUGCCCAAAGCGUCAUGGAGCAACUGAGCGAAAUCGAUAUGAGAUGCAAUGAUCUGGCUGCUAAUCCCAUUGCUAGCACCUUCCCAGAAAUAAAGUUGAAAAUCAAGAGAUUCCAGGAUUUCUGCAAGCAACACAGGCAGACUUUCCAGCAAGAUCUGGCAGGAAUCUUGCCUUUGAUCCGGGGAGGGGGGAAAGAGGAAAGAGUUCUGGUAGACAUCUUAACAUCCAUAAAUCAAUCACCCUUCAAUGGCCAAAGACUCAAUGAAUUUUUGGACACCAAGGAACGAGAGAUAAAUAUGGUCAAGUCUUACCUUGAUAUCCUGAGUGAGUUAGAAACCAUCUCCUCCCAGAAUAAACUGGAAGAGGUAGUGCUUAACCACCAGAAUGAAUUUGUUGUCUCAUUUACAUUCACCUCUUUGCAUGAUAAGGAACCAUUUUUAACCAGCUUACAACACUUUCUUCAGAAACGAUCAGCAGAUCCUACAGGAGUCCAGAAUGCACCUGAGGAGUGGAAUGCUUGGUUUGAGCGAAAAGACAUACAGAGAAAAGCUCGGAAAGCUGCCAAAUCCAUUGUUGAUUUUGCCCAAGUCAAUGAAUCCAAUGGGAAGACCCGGUUCCUUGUGGCUUCUGUCCCAGAUCAGGACAACCCAGGAGCUACCAUUUAUCUCUAUGAAGAUGGGGAGAUGGUCAACAGCAACUUUGAGCUGCCCUCAAAACCUCUCCCUCCACUGAUUGGCCGAAUUGGACAUGAGAGUGUGCAGCUGACAUUUCAACCAGCUGAGUAUGGGAGGGCUUCAAUCUCUAGCUAUCAAGUAGAGUACAAGAUUGCAGGAGAAGAAAAUUGGAAGAUUGUGAAUACUGAGGACAGUCAGGAGACAUUCCAAGUGAGAGGGUUGGGCGCAAACACAGAAUACCAAUUCCGAUACACUGCUAGGAGCAAACCAGGACUUAGUGAGACUAGUGAUUUGAGUAGAUCUUUAAAGACACUUCCUACCAGCCCUCCUGGGAAACCGAGAGAGAGAACUGUAGAGUCUUCCCAAAUCAGUCUUGUCUGGGAGAGACCAAAGGUCAUUGGAACUGAUAUAAAGGAGUACAAAGUGGAGUACAGGGGGCUGGUGGGCGAUAAGGACAGAUGGAAUGAAAAAAGAACCGGGGCAAGAACUGAGUCCUGCCAGCUGGAUGGGCUGAAGCCUCACAGAACCUACAGACUCAGAGUCUCAGCUGUAUGUUUUGAUGGGGCUGAGAGUGAGCCCAGUGAAGAGACUGAGAUUUCCACAGCAAUGGAAGAAGAAGAAGAAGAAGGGGCAAAUAUACUAGCUCGAAAAUACCUCCAGGAAAGCACCCUGGUGGAAGAUGGGCAACCAUCCGUGUAUGUACUUCCCCUGGAGGCCACCUCAGAUCGAUCGGCCCCCGUCCAAAUGUAUCAGCUAGGAAAAGAGAACAUGCAGGUCCCCAACAAAGUAAUCGUGAUGAUGGGGGCAACAGGGUCAGGGAAAACCACUCUCGUCAAUGCCAUGAUCAAUCAUAUCCUGGGUGUGCAAUGGGAAGAUGAUUUCCGAUUCAAACUCAUUCAGGCUGGAAGUCAGUCCUCAGAAGUGACCGCCUAUGUAGUACACCACCAAAAAGGUUUUGAAGUCCCUUAUUCUCUCACUUUCAUUGACACUCCAGGAUUUGGAGACAUGGGAGGUAGGAAGCAGUACAAACGGAUAACAAAGCAGAUCCGGGAGUUUUUCUCCACCCCGGGAGGAACGGAUCAUGUCGAUGUCAUCUGUAUUGUACUUCAGGCCUCCAGUGCUGCCUUAACUCGUGCCCAGAAAUACGUCUUUGACUCUGUGCUCUCCAUUUUUGGGACAGAUAUAAGGAACAACAUCCAGAUCCUGAUCACCUUUGCAGAUGGACAUUCUCUUCCUGUUUUGGAAGCCAUGAAGAAGGAGGAUGUGCCAUGCAUUAAAGAUUCCAGUGGUAGCCCAGUUCACUUCAAAUUCAACAAUUCAGCUCUGUUUGCCAACAAUUCUGAAGAGAAUGAAGGGAACCUAAAUCCUAAUGACAAGUUCUGGAAAAUGAGCACUGCAAGCAUGAAGAGAUUUUUUGACACGUUAAGCUUACUAGACAGUGAAAGUUUAACUCUGUCAAAGGAAGUGCUCAGGGAACGGAAGGAGCUAGAAGCCAUCACAGAAGGGUUGCAGCCCCAAAUCAGAGCUGCCCUUGGAAAGCUGGAAGAGUUGAGGAAGACGAGACAAGCUCUGGAGGAACACAUUUUUGAUAUAGCAGUCAACAUAAACUUUGAGUUUGAAGUAGAAAAAUCUGUGCCAGGGAAGGAAGACAUCUCUGCCUCUGGAAGAUUCACAACCAAUUGCAUGAACUGUCACUACACCUGCCAUUAUCCUUGCCCGAUCCGGAGAGAUGAGGGCAAGCGCCGUUGUGUAGCUAUCAAUGCAAAUACGGGAAAAUGCAAUGUCUGUCCUGGCCACUGCGCGUGGAACAUGCACUUCAAUCAGAAAUACCUGUUUGAAUAUAAAGUAACAAAAGAGAUUAAGUCCUAUGAUGAGUUGAAGCAAAAGUAUGAAGACUCCUCUGGAGAGGCGAUGACCCCAGAGAAGGUGCUUGGAAAUCUCAACCAGGAAUACAAAGAGGCUAAGCAAGCCUUAGAAGACCUCAUCCAGAAAUCAUCUCAAAGCCUCCAGCGCUUGCAUCAAAUUGGGUUGAAGCCCAACCUGCUCUCCACCCAAGAAUACAUUGACCUGCUCAUCAUUUCAGAAGAGCAGGAUCUGAAGCCUGGAUACCAGGAGAGAAUCCAAUUGCUGAAGGAAGUGAGGGAAUCUGUUGUAAACAAUGAGUGCCCUCUGCUAGUGGAUCAAGAUCUGUACGACCCAAGUGAACAAGAAAAGUUCUCCUCCCUGCGGGCCAGAUUUAGGAAGUUUAUUUGCUUCUGAUGCCCAUCUGCACCCGGGCAUCUGGCAGCUGUUAUCAAGUGUUUAAAAUAAGGGAGUAUUUUCUAAAUUGGCGCACACACCCUCUGAUUGCUUUUGGCUAUCAGUAGUGAUUUCAAGUUAUAGGGCUGUUAAUUAGACCAGAGUUGGGAUAUGUGUGUGGGGGGUGCUGCCAGAUUAUUCACGCUGCUUCUUGCCGGGCUGCUUCUCCCCCCAGGAAAACCGCAGCAGUAAUGUUUGCUGCUUUAGCUAAAUUUGCACUAUUUCCUCACCUGGCUUUGAGGUCUGUCACCUGGCAGAUGACGAGGGGCAUUUAGGUAGGUACUUAAAAUGCUUUGCGCUUGGACUAUUGACACAACUUUGUAUACAAGUUCCAUAUGCUGAUUUAUAUGUAGAGGUGAAAAUCUGGGUCUCUGAGCAAAUUGAGAUGACGGUUGGCUGGGGAACACCCUGGUGAUGUGCUUUCCGUCAUGCCCAAACACCCCAUUAACCAAAAUUAGAAUAAAAUAAAAUAAGGGGAGUUACUCCCAAACUACACCCUUACUUUUGACUACCCAGCAUCUCAUCUCCCUCCGUCUUACAUUUUCCUGGAACAAAACUCUUAGAAGGUAUUCCUUUUGACGCUUCCAUUCCAAUCAGUCCCAACCAGUCCCAACCCUGGGUUAUAGGGUGGUGUGAUGUUCUCAUGAUGAGGAGAACUUCUCAAGGAGCGCCUCAUAGGCUGCAGAAGGGUCCUUUGUACCCACCUUAGCAUAAGAUGGUGGUUGGAAGUCAUUCUCUGUAUGUGCCUUCGAUUUUUUUAUUUUUUUCCCCUUUGAAACUUCAGCUGAUCCAUAACAUUCCAGCCUAUUGACUGGAGCUACUUAGCUGGGAUAUAUGCGACCCCUUUGCCGCAACUGCUGCAUUGGCUCCUCAUUCAUUUCCAAGCCCAAUUCUAAGUGAAGGUUAUAAGUUCAGAAGCCUUAAAGGGCUUACGAACUGGGGAGGCUCCCCUCUGCGUUCCGCCAGAAUCAGAGGCAAGAUUGCAACCCCCAGAAAGGCUGCUCCAGCCCAUUCUCUGCUACUCAUCUGCAAGAUGACACUCACCUUUGCUCUUCACUUCUAGUCACAGGCCUGGGCUCUUCAGGUCCGUGUCUAAACUCUUUUUCUUUGUUUUGCUCCACUACUUUCCCCAUGAAAACCCGCUCUUUGCUGCUGAAUCGAAACAGACGCCCACGGAAAGCCUGAAUUGCUGUUUGCUCCAACUCAAUAGUGAAAAUCAGGUUUCCCCGGGGGAAGCUGUGGGGGGCGGGGGGAGUGCUUGGACAUGAACCAGGAAAGCAUGGGCCUGUGCCUAGAAAUUGCAGGUCAAAAUGUGCAUAAUCCCAAAGACUUAUUGUGCCCUAGCUGUGUAUUUCACCUUGCCAUAUUUGAUCUAUCCUGAGACAGGCUUUUACUGCUAUAUUCUGCUGUUUUCACUCGCUUUAUUCUUUCUGAUCAUUUUCUUAUCAAUAGCCAUGCUGGAAAAAAGAGAUAUAAACUUAUUUAAAUAAAUAAGAAUGCAACAAAUACUGUCCAUCAACUUAGCCCUUGAUAUAACUGACCUUGCAGAAAUGCUAUCUUGCUACUGCUUGUGCCAGCAGUACCUUCAAAGGAAGCCCUGGAUAUCUCAGCUU
Podarcis muralis (Common wall lizard) is the source of this 5418-nucleotide messenger RNA. RefSeq lists its product as uncharacterized. Lineage: Eukaryota; Metazoa; Chordata; Lepidosauria; Squamata; Lacertidae. Gene Ontology annotation, molecular function: GTP binding; protein binding. The record is from RefSeq and is a predicted model, not a curated record.